This is a messenger RNA of Drosophila mauritiana, 1451 nucleotides long. RefSeq lists its product as uncharacterized. The record is from RefSeq and is a predicted model, not a curated record. Lineage: Eukaryota; Metazoa; Arthropoda; Insecta; Diptera; Drosophilidae. The transcript has a single exon. Bases 71 to 1180 code for a protein of 369 amino acids.
CUUAAAUGUCAUUCGUCAGAAGUUUUCCUUGUUUUGCAGGGGAAUACACUUAAAACACACACAACCAAAAAUGGAAAUGCGCGAUCGGCUGUACCAAAUGAUGGUGAGCCAGAGCUUCAUGUCCAGAGCCACGGUGACCGCGAGCAUGGCCAAUUUUGCGAUCGGUAAUCUGAAGAGUUCCGAUGCUGUAGAAAAGACGGUGAUCAAAAUUCUGCUGGCGAUCGAGGAGAAGUACCGGAGUUACUUCGACAGCUAUAAGAAGGAGCUGGAGCUCCAGAGGAUCGCGGCAGAAACGCUGCACCAGCUGAUCCAGCGCUACAAGAUCACCAUGCAGCUGGACACGGGCUGCACGUGUCCGCAGAUCUAUGAGAUCGAAUCGGAUGAUGCGAUCAUCAACAAGUUCUACAUCCACUACCAGGUGAUAGCCAGUUCCAACAAGAACCAGUGUUGGGCCAUCCAAAGCCUGCGUCCGUAUGUGCUGGUCUUUCGGCGCGAAUGUGCCAAGUUGAAUAAGCACGAGGAGAGCCCCUUCAUCCUGGGCGAUGCCUUCCACAAGCCCAUCCAGUUCUUCAUCGACCUGGUGGAGGAGCUGUUCGCAUACUUCUACAGUGCACACUUACAGCUGGAUUGCGCGGCGCGUCUGUUGGAUCCCUUGGAUCUGAACCGCAUGGAGUGCUACAUGAAGCUACUGGAGCCCAACGAGGACUUCGCCGAGUACUUUCUGCACAACAUAAGCUUCUGCAAGUGCAUGCGGCCGCCACCGAAUUGUCCGCCGUACGAGCACCAUCAGAAGAUCAAGGAUCAGUCCGACGCAUAUCUCAGCCAUGCCAAGAAGAAGCGGUGUGCCAGGCGGUUCGAGAGAAUGGCCCAGAACGAGGCACAGACUGCGAAGCGGGAAAGCUGCUCGGUGGAGCGGAAAAUGUCCACUGGCAGCCCGAGGACGACCAGGAGCCUCAGUCGGGAGGCUUCUGUUAUGGAAGAAGUCGUUUCCGUAUCCAACCAGCGACAUGAACGCACCCUGACGGAUCAGCUGAUGUGCGUCCUCAGCAUUUCCCCCGAAUGUACCCACGACAACACCAACCAAUGCGUCCAUCAAUUAAUUGGGCCAAAUGCAGGUGAUUCUCCGUUUCUCGGAAAUGUCUGCGGAAAUGUAGUUAUGCCAGUUAACCCAGCACCUUGAAUAUUUGUGGCACGCAAAUGGGAGUUGCUUACCAAGUAAACUUCAAAGAUACUUUCAGCUGAGCACACUCGAUACUCAAAGUACAUCAAUUAAAAGUGAGCUAAAGUUUUCACUUCAAUCAAGUGAGACACUUCAAAAUUUGUUGUCAGGUGAAUCCAAUGAAGUUCUUUCAAGUUGGCUUUAAAAUUAACAAUGUGAUUCGUGAUUGAACAUUAUAAUCUGUAAUCUGCAAAGCUAACAAGCAAAUAUAAUAAAUUCAUUUAUAAAUUCA